Molecule: messenger RNA, 420 nt
Organism: Hyphopichia burtonii NRRL Y-1933
Lineage: Eukaryota; Fungi; Ascomycota; Pichiomycetes; Serinales; Debaryomycetaceae
Gene: FYV5
Product: Fyv5p
Exons: 2
Coding region: 1-420 (139 amino acids)
Source: RefSeq, a predicted model, not a curated record
AUGGCCGGACCACAGGGUAGAAGUAAACCUUUCAGAGGUAAGAAACCAAUAAAGGAUCUCCGUGAAUUUAAGUCCAGAGAAAUUAAGAAAUCAUUGGUUCAUAGAGCUAGACUUAGAAAGAACUAUUUCAAGUUAUUGGAGAAGGAAGGAGAAUCGACUCCAAAUGAUUUGGUUGAAGAAAGAAGGCAAAAGAAGCCAACUAAUUUCGCUGAAAGAUCAAAAUUGGCUAAGCAAAAAAAGGAAGAAAGAAGAUUAAAGAAAAUAGAAGAAGUUAGAGCACGUCGUCAAAUUUUAGAGAAACAAACUCGAGACCGAGAAAAGAGGAAAGAAAGUUUAAGUAAAAGAACCAGAUCAGGACAACCUUUAAUGGGCCCAAGAAUCAAUAAUCUAUUGGAUAAGAUCAAAGAAGAUAUGAAGUAA